GGAAAGGGAUGGAGGCAGCGCCCCCCGGCGGGGGGGGGCCUGGAGGCUGGCUAGGCCCAGGCCGGGCUCUCAUGCGCGCCAGGUCCCGGGUGACCCGCCUGCCCGCGCUUGCUGCGGGCUGCACCCGCCCACUCACCCCCUAUACGUCCCGGCGGCGGGGAUGGGCCUAUCUCCGCGCUGACAGGGCCCGAGCGCCUGCGGCCUCAGCGAGCCGCGGGCCCGGCCUAGGCGGGGGGCUGGUCAAGGUCCGUUCAAAGUGACUUUCCGCCCAGGCCAGGCUCCGUUCCCGGCCAGCGGGACUCCGCCGCCCCGGCCAUGUGAACGCCAGGCUGCUCGGGCCGGCGCAGCACCUUCCUGGAAAUCUGCGUGCGCGCGAACUGGGAAACUGGAAACAUCCCCACGCUGGGGUGGAGUGGGGGCUAUUCACGGACAUUAUCCCCCCCCCCUUCACAUGCUUCCUCUAUAGCGGCCUGUCUGUGCUGUCCGUUGGCCUUUGUAAAGCAGAUUGGGAGAGGAAAACAAGCUUUUCUGCUUUUUCAAUUGCCACUCAGUUUCCUGACUUUGAAUGAAGUAGUCACUGGACUGAAGUAGUAGAAUAAACUGAAAUGAAAAAAAAUACUCCCGCUCUGCACUGCAGAAGAGGCUACUACUGUCAGAAGGGUGAAAUGCCGGCCAAGAUCUUGGUGUGCAGUAUCGGUCAUGAUGAAGAGCCGGCUACCUCUUGUUCUCCUUGCGUGCGGCUCCUUUAACCCCAUCACAAACAUGCACAUGCAUUUAUUUGAGCUGGCUAGAGAUCACCUUCAUCAAACAGGUAGGUACCGGGUGAUUGAAGGUAUCAUUUCUCCAGUCAGUGAUAACUAUGGAAAGAGAGGCUUGGUUUCAGCAAGGCACCGGAUAACAAUGGCUCAACUUGCACUGGAGACAUCGGACUGGAUUAGAGUGGAUCCAUGGGAGAGUGAACAGGAGAAAUGGACUGAGACUGUAAAGGUGCUGAGGCACCAUUAUAAUGAGUCGCUCAGAUCGCUCCAGUUCAGGAAGGAACUCAUGAGAAACAAUUGGCCUAUAGAAAGAGCUACUGAGGAUUUCCUUUCUUCAUUGGACCCAGUUUCCCCAGAGUUAAAGCUGCUUUGCGGAGCUGACAUUCUGAAGACGUUUAGUACACCUAAUCUCUGGAAGGAGGAGCAUAUUAAAGAAAUAGUAGAAAAGUUUGGUUUGGUGUGUAUUAGCCGUGCUGGCUCUGACCCCGUUCAGUACAUCAGUGAAUCAGAACUUCUAACUCAAUUCCAGCACAAUAUCCACCUGGUCACAGAAUGGAUUCAGAAUGAAAUCAGUGCCACGCAUAUCCGACAUGCUUUAUGCAAAGGAUUAAGUGUGAAGUACCUCAUUCCAGAUUCUGUCAUUUCCUAUAUUAAGCACUAUAAUAUCUACACAGAAGAGAGUGAGAGGGAAAAAUAAAGGGGAUUUAACACCAGCCUCUUAAACUACACAACACAACGAUAAACACACUAAAUGAUUGACGUAUUUAUUCCACCAAAUGGGGAGAACACAAUGGCAUUUAUUUUUGGAAAAUCCCUGCAAAGGCACAAUCUUUGUGUAUGGAGGAAAGUGAAGUAGGUUGGGGGGAGCUGCAACUAGCUAUGCUUCUGAACAUUUGUAGAGUAAUUCAGAAAAGUUUUUAUACUAUAUUACUACUGAGUUCAUGCUUUCCUAAGCUGUUAUGUGCAAAGGGCUAUCAGUUUUAAGAUCUCCACUAAGAGGUAAUUUACAUUACAUUUCUUCUGUUUUUAACACAAAUAUUAAAAUCUUUAGUAAUUGUUGAGGGAUUCUUGUGAUGACUUAAAUGACCUCAAGGGCUGUAGUUAGUGCUUUCCUGUAUUACAAUCUUCUAAUACCAGGAACUGUUUCAGUUUGAUUGUGUCUUGGCCAUUUACAGAUAGUGAGAGUAAAAUUAUUGUCAUAUUUCCUUCUCAGGAAUAUUUUCAAUAAACUGCUAAAAUGUACAUAGUUAUUGCCACAUUUCUACUUUAUAGGAUCCUGAAAGAAAAAUGAUUUCACUGUAUUACUUAAUACCAUUCAGUUUUGUGUGUAUAUAUGUUGGCAGAUCAGAAAUAAAGCCCUGAUUCAGGAAAGCACUUAGGCAUGUGCUUAAAUUGCAUUACUUUCAAUCCAGCUCAUAAUGGGACCUGUAAAGGAGGUUCUUUGCUUUCCUCUUGAGUCCUAUAUGCUAGUCCAGUCCCCUGGCAUAGUUUAGAGCAACUAGCUGUCAAAACUCUGGAAGCUGUUGAUAUGGCAGCCCAGCUAUAAGGGAGCCCCAGCCAUGCCCCCUAUGUCAACAUCAAGAAGAGCGAGCAGCACUGGAGAUUCUACACUCUCUUUCCUUGCAUUCAGGAGAAUUAUCUGAACAACUCACUUGAUUCUACUGUUCUUGUUCCUUUCCUUCUUGCAUGAAUAGCCCCUAGAGAUGUCUCAGCAGUUCUGAAGCCUAGUAAUGCCAGCCAAAGUUUUGAAAGUUGUUAAUAAUUUAUGGGAAGUGGUGAAAUUUAUCUGUUGCUUUCCCCUUAAGUAAUCUUUGAGUUUUCCCAACUCAGCAGUCUGUGGAUGUCCUGUAUAAAAUCAUACAAAUUCAAUACAAUUGCUUACACCAUAUGCUCUUUUGGUGUCAUGGGAUUCAUUUCAACAAUGAGAUUGUGUUUUGCUUUGGCUUUCAUAGCACACACAUGCUGCAUUCUACUUUGUGUAUAAUGCUUAGAAGUUGCAAUAAAAGAGGAUAUUUUCCAAAAA
This is a messenger RNA of Dermochelys coriacea (leatherback sea turtle), 2781 nucleotides long. RefSeq names its product nicotinamide nucleotide adenylyltransferase 3 (gene NMNAT3). The transcript has 6 exons. The record is from RefSeq and is a predicted model, not a curated record. The coding region runs from base 700 to 1455 and encodes 251 amino acids. Gene Ontology annotation, molecular function: nicotinate-nucleotide adenylyltransferase activity; nicotinamide-nucleotide adenylyltransferase activity. NCBI's taxonomy places the organism in Eukaryota, Metazoa, Chordata, Testudines, Dermochelyidae. Gene Ontology annotation, cellular component: mitochondrion. Gene Ontology annotation, biological process: NAD+ biosynthetic process.